UCCUCCUCCACACCAUUUACUACAGCCAUUAACUUCCGCCCUGUGAUCUCCUCAGCGUUAUCAGAGCGCGGGACGCGGCUGUAGCUUCAAGAGUCUCAGUAGCGUGAAUUUACCCUCAUUUUGUGGUUCAUUUACUGUUAGUGUGCCUCUGUGAGAAAUCAGACCUGCGCGCGAGCGGCCUGUCUAGAGGACCUUCAGACUGAUAACCGGGUUAUAAUGACUGAGCACUACUGAGCACUGAAACACAGAGUUCGGCUGCCAUGAGGGACAGAUUGAGCCACCUUCAGGCUUUGUCCCAGUCUAAUGGCGAUGGGGAGGAGCUAAAGAACGGUGCAGCUUCUAAUUCCUUUCAAAACUCUCAUGAAGAAGUUCCCCAAAAUCAUGAAGAAGCUUCCCCGGAUCACAACAGUGACCCUGAGAUGGAGGCCGUGUUUGAUGAGGUGGAUGGCAUUCGGAGAGAUGUUCAGCUCAUCCACUUGGAGGUGAAACGUCUGAAAGAGCAGAAUGCUCGUGUUUACACUGAGCUACCAAACUCCACGCCAGCUGCUGUCCAGCAAGACUCCAGUGCCAUCGCUGCUGACAUCAAGAGGCGUGCUGAAGACUUGCUGGUGCGUCUCCGAAAAAUGGACGCCCAUGCUGAGGAACUGGAGCAACAUCAUGGCAGCAGUGCUGCUGUUACUAGAAUUGCCCGCACGCAGUACGCCGGCCUGAGCAACAGUUUCUGCGACGUGAUGAUGGAAUACAAUGAAGCGGAGGUGAGGCACAGGGAGACGUGCAAGAUGCACAUCCAGCGGCAGAUGGAGAUCGUGGGUCGAGAGGUGACAGGUGAGCAGAUUGAGGAGAUGCUGGAGACCGGCCAGUGGAACAUCUUCAGUGAAAGCAUGCUCUCAGAGGGGAAAACAGCACGAUCUGCUCUCAACCAGAUCGAAAGCAGACAUCGUGACCUGCUGGAGUUGGAGGAGCGAAUCAAGAGCAUCCAUGAAGUGUUCCUGGAUGUGGCCAUGCUGGUGGAAGAACAGAACUCAAUGAUUGACUACAUACAAACCAACGUCCAAAACACAGAUGCAGAGAUGAAAGGCGUUCUGAUAAAACUUGACAGGGCGAAAAGACAUGACCGGAGCAAUCCCUUCAAAAAGAUCUUCUUUUGGCGGCGCUAAUAUUUGCAGUUUGUUUGAGUUUGGUUGCUGUGAAUACACUGAUUGCUAUUUAUGAUAUGCUGCAGCUCAGGUCAAAGUAAUGGCAAGAAAAACAAGCAGGGUUAUGCCGCGUUAAGCCUAGUUCUAGACUGCAUUCUCCUCUCUGUGAAUUUUGUUUAGCCCAGGAAUAGGCUAAAUCCUAGUCCUGUAAUAAAGUGAAAAAAGUAUAUUCUAUUGCAUCGUAAUAAUUUGAGUAGGGUAAAACAUGACAUGUAUAAGAGUGUGCCUAUUUAAUAAAUGGUUUAAACAUUAA
Astyanax mexicanus (Mexican tetra) is the source of this 1449-nucleotide messenger RNA. RefSeq names its product syntaxin-11. Gene Ontology annotation, molecular function: SNARE binding; SNAP receptor activity. The transcript has 2 exons. Gene Ontology annotation, cellular component: synaptic vesicle; presynaptic active zone membrane; endomembrane system. Gene Ontology annotation, biological process: exocytosis; intracellular protein transport; synaptic vesicle fusion to presynaptic active zone membrane. The coding region runs from base 261 to 1157 and encodes 298 amino acids. The record is from RefSeq and is a predicted model, not a curated record. Lineage: Eukaryota; Metazoa; Chordata; Actinopteri; Characiformes; Acestrorhamphidae.